AUGGCUCUCGUUGAAUACGCAAACACCAUCCUCUCCAAUGCGUUUAGGAUAUGCUCCUUUCUUUUUCUUCGAGUGCUCCCCCACCAUCUCGGCGAGAUAAUCCUUCCCGCGCUCUAUCUCGGAUACCUCGCGACAUGGCUGCUGCUGCCGGCCCCGGCCUCGUUUGACGUCGUGGUCGACGAAAAGCCCGUCAAGGCGGAGGAGAAGGCCGAGCCAAAUGGCAAUGGCGCGGCGGAGCACAAGACGGAGCCUUCUAUAACUGCGAGGGUGCGCAGCCCCAAAGAGCCCGACUCCAUCCGUAGCAUCCUCCUCGGCCUCCCGACCCCCGUCAAGCGCCAACGCCUGCUCAACCUCGCCAUCAACACCCUCUUCCUCCUCGCCGCCGUCGACCUCACCUUCGCCCCGUACUUCGACCCCGCCCAUGACGUCACCUUUACCCGCGUCGGCGCCGUAUACCCCGACGGCGCCAAGAUCGUCGUCCGCUACCCGCCGCCCAAAGCACCCAAAGCGUCCCUCCCCGCCGCCGCCGGAAACAACACCGCCUCCGACAUCGUCGACGCCGUCGACGAGCGCCUGAACGAGGUCCGCGUGCAAUGGCGCCAGGUCCCCACCGCCCUCUCCGCCUCGCCCGACGCCUCCGCGGGCUGGAAAGACGGGCCGAUCGUGAGCCUCGCCGCCGAGCACGACUGGGUCGCCACCGCGCGCCUCUCCGGCCUGUACCCGUCCACGAUCUACGAGUACCGCCUCGCGCACCUGAACGGCACCGCGCGCGCCUACCCGCCGUUACCCGUCGCGUUCCGCACCUUCCCCGACCCGCGCUACCCCGCCGGCUCGCACUUCCGCUUCGUCGUCUCCUCCUGCGUCAAGCCCAACUUCCCCUACAUGCCCUUCCAGGGGCGCACGAUCAAGGGUUUCGACCUGCUCGCGGAUUAUCUGUGGCCGAAGCGACCUGCGACGUCGGCGCCUCCUACCAAGACGUCGGCGUCGUCUUUAUCGAGCACUGUUGCAACCGAGGCGUCUACAACUCAAGCUUCUACCGUCAGCUCGGAGAAGCCUACUAGCACCGCGGUUGCUCCAUCAUCGCCGGUUGCAACCCCUCCACCGGCUACAGAGUUUAUGCUGUUCCUUGGCGAUUUCAUCUAUGCCGAUGUACCGCUUUACUUCGGCGAUGACAAGGAAGCCUACCGCCGUCUGUACCGGCGCAACUACAACUCGCCUAGCUUCCGCAAGGUCUACGAGCAGCUUCCCAUCUUCCACGUCUACGACGACCACGAGUUCAUCAACAAUUUCGCGGGCGAGGCCAACUUUUCCGCGCCGCCCUUCCCGAACGCCUCGGACGCGUACGACCUCUACAACCACCAGGCCAACUACGACGCCUCGACCUCGUCCGUCGUGAAAGGGCCCGGCAAGAACUACUACGACUUCCGCUACGCCGACGUCGCGUUCUUCGUCAUGGACACGCGCGCGUACCGGACCGACCCGGAGCACAGCGAGCCCGAGGAGCGCACCAUGCUCGGCGACGAGCAGCUCACCGCGCUGUACGACUGGCUGGCCAAGGUCAACGGCACGGCGACGUUCAAGUUCAUCGUCUCCUCCGUGCCCUUCACCUCCCUGUGGACGUACGAAGCCCAGACCGACUCCUGGGCCGGAUUCCCCUCCGAGAAAGCCGCGCUCCUCUCCGUCCUCCACACCGUCCCCAACAUCGUCGUCCUCUCCGGCGACCGGCACGAGUUCGGCGCGAUCCAGUUCAACCCGGAACACGACGCGCCCGGCCAGCACCCGGUGCUCGAGAUCAGCACGAGCCCGCUGAGCAUGUUCUACGUCCCGCUCGUGCGCACGCUCAAGCCGCGCAGCGAGGCGACGGUGAAGCGGUUCAGGACGGUGAUGAAUACGACGGCGGAAGGGGAGGAGGUGGUGCAGACGGUGGAGGAGACCGUGCCGAAGGAGGUGGUGCUAAAGUACAUCCCCGUGGGCAACUAUAAGUGGUCCGCGAUCGAGGUCGACACCAGGGAUCUCGACCACCCCGUCGUGAAGCUCGAGAUGGUGGCCGACGGCCGACCCGCAUACCACUUGGAGAUCAAGGGAACGCCGGUCAAGCUCGGGUGGUCGACCGCCAUCGGCGCGUUCGUGCCCCAGAGCUUCAAGGGCGUGCUAGACAAGAUUGGCCUCAAGCCCAGCAAAUGGUUCUAG
Molecule: messenger RNA, 2190 nt
Organism: Punctularia strigosozonata HHB-11173 SS5
Lineage: Eukaryota; Fungi; Basidiomycota; Agaricomycetes; Corticiales; Punctulariaceae
Exons: 9
Coding region: 1-2190 (729 amino acids)
Source: RefSeq, a predicted model, not a curated record